Messenger RNA from Linum trigynum, 501 nucleotides. The record is from the annotation of a GenBank genome assembly. Lineage: Eukaryota; Viridiplantae; Streptophyta; Magnoliopsida; Malpighiales; Linaceae.
AUGGUCAUUCCUCCAAUGCUAGCUUUAUCAGGUUUUCUUAUCAUGCUCUCACUAGUGUGCAACACGGGUGGGGUGGCAGCAUUGUCGUUCAGCUAUAGCAGCUUCGAUCAAUGCAGCGACUCCAUCAAGCUGUACGGAGAGGCAUCUUGUAUGAAUUCCGGGAUCCAACUGACCGGAUUCAGAUAUUACGUGAUCGGACAAGCUAGAUACUUCAAGCCAAUGGCCCUCUGGGAUGCCACCACAGGCGGUGUCGCCAAUUUCACUACCACCUUCACCUUUGAUGUCAGCAGUAGUAUUGACGGCAACAAUGAUGGUAGCAGCAGCAGCAGCAGCGAAGAUGAGUCCUCGUGCUGCGACGGUUUGGCAUUCUUCCUGGCACCGCAAAACUACAGCAUCCCUGUGGGCGGGGGAGCCAGUGGAAGGUUGGGGCUUGUAUCUGCUAACCUCACUUUCGACUCAGCGUCGCAAAAUCCAUUUGUGGCGGUUGAGUUCGACACCUAG